This is a messenger RNA of Scomber japonicus (chub mackerel), 1338 nucleotides long. RefSeq names its product toll-like receptor 13. The record is from RefSeq and is a predicted model, not a curated record. NCBI's taxonomy places the organism in Eukaryota, Metazoa, Chordata, Actinopteri, Scombriformes, Scombridae. The coding region runs from base 1 to 1338 and encodes 445 amino acids. The transcript is spliced from 6 exons. Gene Ontology annotation, molecular function: protein binding; transmembrane signaling receptor activity. Gene Ontology annotation, cellular component: membrane. Gene Ontology annotation, biological process: immune response; inflammatory response; toll-like receptor signaling pathway.
AUGUUUUUGUUCAAUCCCUUGACAAACUUGAAAACAUUGGACAUUUCCUUCAAUAAACUGGAAGACAUAACAAUAAACUCUUCGGGGUCUGAUGAUCUUGAGUCUGAGAAAGAACAAGCUUUCAGCUGUUCCAUCUGUCAUAAGGACGAUACCAACUCUUGUAGAGCUGGAUCUCGGCAGGGAAAGUCUCCAGGGCUGCCUCAAAAUAUCUUAGAAGGUUUGACCAAUCUAUUGUAUUUGGAUAUCAGGAACAUUGAAAUUUUAUCCUUGGAUGUAGGCAUGUUUAAUUACACACCUCAACUGCAACACCUUGAUAUUAGUUCAAAUGACCUUACAGAUGUCUCUCCUGCUUUAUUUUCCCCAAUUCAAAACCUUACAACCCUGUACAUAUCAAGAACAAAUCUUCUGUCUCUAGAUUUCCUUCUAAUAGCCAACCUUAGCAAGCUACAGUACAUGCAGGCAAGAAAGAAUCAAUUCUCAGUUAUCCGUGAAGAUGUCAUAAAUUCCGUACCAGCUCUUGAAUAUGUGGAUCUUCAAGGUAACAGUUUCACCUGUGACUGCGACAAUGCAUUCUUCGUCCAGUGGGUGGAAAACCUAAACCAAACACAAGUUUUUGACGCUUACAACUUUGUGUGCAACUAUCCUCCAAAUGUUAAAGGUAUGAAACUGUUAGACAUUGAUAUGCGAUCCUGCAUAGUGGACACUGGCUUCAUCUACUUUGUAUCCACCACAUGUACAAUCCUCCUGUUUAUGCUGGCAUCCUUCAUCUACCAUUUCCUGAGAUGGCAGGUGGUUUAUGCCUACUACCUCUUCUUGGCUUUGCUGUUGGACAAAAAGAACAAAAAAUCUCCAAAUCAGUAUGAUGCCUUUAUCUCUUAUAACAUCCAUGAUGAGCCCUGGGUCAUCGGAGAGAUGUUGCCAAAACUGGAGGGAGAACAAGGCUGGAAACUGUGUCUGCAUCAUCGAGACUUCCAGCCAGGGAGGGCCAUUAUAGACAACAUCACAGACGCCAUCUAUGGAAGCAGAAAGACCAUCUGUGUGAUCAGUCGCAAAUACCUCGAGAGUGAAUGGUGCUCCAGAGAGAUUCAGACGGCCAGCUUCCGUCUAUUCGAAGAGCAGAAGGACGUGCUGAUAUUGGUGUUCUUAGAGGAGAUUCCCACGUCUCAUCUCGCUCCUUACUACCGCAUGAGGAAACUGCUGAAGAGGCGUACCUACCUGAGCUGGCCCCGAGCCACGGACCACGCUGAGCUGUUCUGGACGAAAGUCCAUCAGGCUCUUGAGACCGAUGAAGAUCCUUCUGAUGACAGGUUCCUUCUCGGGGUGCAGGACAAGCCGUGA